CUGGAGCCCUCGGGGCCCACUGGGCUGCACAACAAAGGGCCCACCUGGCAGACCCCUGGGGCCCCCUCUGAACUUUAAAUUCCUGUCAUGCGCAAAAAGCAGAAGUGAUGUUAGUGCAGUGAAAUGUAUGCGUACAAAAAGCCUGAAACAAGCGCAAAAGCAGGCCGGCAACGGGGUGGCCAGGUCUGGGCUGGCAGGACCCACCGUGUUUUUUCCCGCUGCCCAGUCCCACGCUGAGUAAAAUACUGGCCAGGUGGCAACCUUAUCUGUAUAUGUUGGGGGGCCCUAAAUGAAUUUGCUCUGGGGCCCAGUAAGAACUAGUUCCACCACUGACUGUAACUUUCAUCCAUAAAUACAUUUCUAAAAAAAAAAAAAAAUCCCUAAGGAAUGAAUAAAAAAAAGUUCUGUUGAGUUGUUGCUGUGCUAAAAACUCUGUCACAAGCUGAUGAAUGUGCUGCACCACAAUGUGGGCACCAUAGAGUUCUGUUUGCAGUGAAAGUCGGGCCGAAUUCUUCCUCCCAUCGCUAUCAUGAAAGUACCGCAUGGAAAAGUUAUUUUUAAGGAUCAGGUUUCUUGGUUCGACCCCCAGUGGAGGCGGCGGCGGCUCGAAAGCCUCCACACACUGAUGCUGGUGCCGUGAGUAAGUUGUUAGUCAAGGAAGGGAGUGGCCGUCCGUAUUUUAAGGCAAACAUAUGCCGCCCUGCUGUGCCUCCCCGCAGCCAGUCCCACAGCGCGUCCAUUCAGUGAACCGCCGACUCCCUCCUCUCAGCUGCAUGGACCCGUCCGAGUGCUCUGCUCUCUCCUGCCUGAUUCUCUCAUUCUCUCGCCUCCUGCGCGUCUCUUAACUCAACAUGAACUUCAUGAAAGUCGCUCUGCUGCUUCUCCUGCAAGUCUCCUAUGUGCUGGUGUACGGAGCGGUGAUUGGAUCGCGUCACAAUGAAGUGUUUAGUAAAGCCACCACGAGCGACUUUGCAGCGGCUGCGGAAAGUAUCCAGUACGAGGAUAAAAGGGUGUUCACAGUAGGAAACCACAUCGUUGCCUCGCCAAGGGCGGUAUCUCCCUCAAAGCCACUGAGCACAGAACGACAAAAUAAAGGUCAAAACUCAAGAGGCAAGAAAGGAAAAGGAAGGAAACGAGAUCCUUGUAAAAAAAAGUACAAAGAUUAUUGCAUUCAUGGAGAAUGUCGAUACAUCAAAGCAAUUAAGGCACCAUCCUGUGUGUGUCAAGCAGAUUAUCAUGGUGAGAGAUGUCAUGCACUUACCCUUCCAGUGGAAAAUCCUUUAAAUCCAUAUGAUCAGACCACAGUCUUGGCAGUAGUAGCAGUUGUACUCUCAUCGGUUUGUUUAAUUAUUAUUUCAUCUCUGCUAAUUUUAAGGUACCAUAAAAGAGGAGCUUAUAAUGUGGAAAAUGAGGAGAAAUUCAAACUUGGAAAUACUGCAUAAAUAUGAUUCCUUGCCUUUAAAACUGACGGGACAUCACAUUUGGAAUAGAAAAGUUACGGGUUGAUCUUUUUUUUUUCUGUUAAUGUCAAAUUUUUACCUGGAUUGAGUCCACACCUUUGUGACCUGAAUGCCACUGCCUGAGAGGACUGAAGACUGAAAUCGGAAUUCACUUAUGGACAGUUUUAAUAACCAAAGAGCGGAAUUGCAAUAAUUCAUACAACCCUUUGAAAUAAUAGAUGCAUCUAUGAUUAAAUUGGGUUUUAAUUUU
This is a messenger RNA of Xenopus laevis (African clawed frog), 1710 nucleotides long. RefSeq names its product heparin-binding EGF-like growth factor L homeolog (gene hbegf.L). The record is from RefSeq and is a predicted model, not a curated record. Bases 852 to 1442 code for a protein of 196 amino acids. Gene Ontology annotation, biological process: epidermal growth factor receptor signaling pathway; positive regulation of cell population proliferation. Gene Ontology annotation, molecular function: epidermal growth factor receptor binding; growth factor activity. NCBI's taxonomy places the organism in Eukaryota, Metazoa, Chordata, Amphibia, Anura, Pipidae. Gene Ontology annotation, cellular component: plasma membrane; extracellular region. The transcript has 5 exons.